Pseudozyma flocculosa PF-1 is the source of this 495-nucleotide messenger RNA. RefSeq lists its product as uncharacterized. Lineage: Eukaryota; Fungi; Basidiomycota; Ustilaginomycetes; Ustilaginales; Ustilaginaceae. The coding region runs from base 1 to 495 and encodes 164 amino acids. The transcript has 2 exons. The record is from RefSeq and is a predicted model, not a curated record.
AUGUCCUACCUUGCCUGUGAACAUGAUCCCGUCGUCAGCGUGCGACCGUCGAGCGGCGGCAUCGUGUACCGGCACACCUCAACACUGAUCCUCGACGUCCAUGUGCCGAUCCACUUUCGCGAGCUCCAAGGCACGCUGGCCAAGCUUACCCGUUGGCUGGAUGAGUAUCUUACCCUCGACGUGAACAAGUUCUUCCAGGACGUAUUCAAGUACGUGCCGGCUCACUCGCCCAUCCCGGCGACCAACGAUCCUAAGACUGUCAUACACAUUGUCGUCAAGCCGGUCUUCGCCACGGUUCAGGCGGCAUACGUCGCCCGCCGCCAAGCGACAGACGCGUUGAAGACUCAGCUCGGCCUGUUUGUCUUCGAGGUAGUGCUUACCCCGGACAGCAAAGACAAGAUCGAGGAUCUGGCAAGGGCCAUGUCGGCGGCCUCGCGAGCGGCUCUUGACAAUCUCCGCCGCGCUGCGGAAGCGUGCCGCGACCGCGCCUAUUGA